Messenger RNA from Porites lobata, 531 nucleotides. NCBI's taxonomy places the organism in Eukaryota, Metazoa, Cnidaria, Anthozoa, Scleractinia, Poritidae. The record is from the annotation of a GenBank genome assembly.
AUGGCGUAUGCUGUGCAUAUAAUCUUGGACGACCUUGAUGUAGAACACUGGUUAAUGUACGGCUCUGUGUUUGGAGCUCUCCGCGCGAAAGGGCCUUUACCGUGGGACGACGACGUCGAUAUUGGAAUCAAUGGAUCAGGGGCUUUUGCUUUGAUGUCUUUCGACGAAUUUACCAAACCCUUUGAAGCGAGAGGUCUUAAAGUUUGUCACAAACGUUGGAUCACAAGUAAUGUGAUUAAAGUUUAUAGCGACUUGUGGCCUCGACUCAAGAUCGAUGUGACUGCCUUUUAUGAUUAUGAUGGGCGAAUGAAACGCGCUGGGCUGGAAACGUGGAUUUUGGCCUUGAAUUAUAACCGUUUUCACACAUUUCCUACUCGUUUAUUGAAGAAACCUCUGCCGCGAAUGCCUUUUGGUAACUAUACUUUGCCAGUUCCACGAGAGGGUAUUGAAAUUCAAAAGUAUCUUUACCCUGAUGACUGGUGGAUCGAGGUAAAACCUGUCACUUGUCUCAAGAAAAAGCCGGUCGCUUAA